Molecule: messenger RNA, 1497 nt
Organism: Solanum tuberosum (potato)
Lineage: Eukaryota; Viridiplantae; Streptophyta; Magnoliopsida; Solanales; Solanaceae
Product: glycerol-3-phosphate 2-O-acyltransferase 6-like
Exons: 1
Coding region: 28-1497 (489 amino acids)
Biological process (GO): cutin biosynthetic process
Cellular component (GO): membrane
Molecular function (GO): phosphatase activity; glycerol-3-phosphate 2-O-acyltransferase activity
Source: RefSeq, a predicted model, not a curated record
UUACCUUUUAAAUUAAGCUACGAAAAGAUGGCGAUAACAACGUUUCCGAUGGUAGAAAAAUGUACAUCGAUCGAUCGAGAGAAUGACACAGUUGUAACGGACUUGGAUGGAACAUUACUACGUGCUAGAAACUCUUUUGCUUAUUUCGCGUUGCUAGCUUUCGAUGUUGGUGGGGUCUUAAGGUUACUAUUUCUUCUCUUAGCUUCACCCAUCACGUGGAUUCUUUAUUAUUUCAUCUCGGAGUUUGCUGGAAUUCAAGUUAUUGUCUUUGCUACUUUUGUAUGGAUGAAGGUUUCCGAUGUAGAAUCAGCAGCACGACACGUGCUGCCAAAAUUCUAUUUAGAAGACCUUCAUCCCGAGUCUUGGAGAGUGUUCUCAUCGUGUGGGAAACGUUGUGUUUUGACUGCCACUCCUAGGAUAAUGGUGGAACCAUUUUUGAAGGACUACUUAGGGACCGAUAUUGUUUUAGGGACUGAGAUUCAAACAUAUAAAGGUAGAGCAACUGGCUUUGUUAAAUCACCCGGAGUUCUUGUUGGGAAGAACAAAGCUGAUACUCUUUCAAGCACUUUUGGAGAUACUCAACCUGAGAUUGGCUUGGGUGAUCGCGAUACUGACAUUCCUUUUAUGACAUUGUGUAACGAAGGAUACUUUGUACCAUCAAACCUAAAAGUAAAGGCGGUAAGUACAAAAAAACUUCCCAAGCCUAUUAUAUUCCAUGAUGGUCGUUUUAUCAAAAAGCUAACACCACUUACAUCUCUUUUCAUCAUCAUAUGGAUCCCCUUCGGGUUCCUCCUUGCUUGCUUGCGAAUCAGUAUAGGAAUACUCCUCCCUAUACCUCUUCAAUACUAUGCGUUUUGGGCCACUGGCAUUCGUCUCAUCAUUAAUGGAAUCCCACCAUUACAUAUCAAGAAAUCCAAAGAUCAAUCAGGCGUACUCUUUGUUUGUUGUCACAAGACGAUACUUGACAACAUUUUUCUCUCUGCUGCAUUGGAUCGUCCUAUUCCAGUCAUUACAUACUCUACUUCACAAUUUUUUAACAUUUUUUCGCGCAUUAAAACUAUAACACUCACUGGAGAUCGAACAUCUGAUGCUUCCAUGAUCAAACAUUUGUUAAAACAACGCGAUCUCACAAUUUUCCCUGAGGGGACUACGAAUCGUGGACAAUUUCUUCUUAGGUUUUCUUCAUUAUUUGCUGAAUUUACCGAUGAGAUCAUGCCUGUGGCAAUAGAGAAUAAGAUGAGCAUGUUUCAUGGCACAACAACGCGAGGAUGGAAAUGGAUGGAUCCAUUUUUCUUUAUGAUGAAUCCACGUCCGACUUAUGAAAUUACAUUCUUGAAUAAGUUGUCGUAUGAGUUCACUUGCAAGUCUGGGAAAUCAAGCCAUGAAGUUGCUACUUAUGUACAAAAGGUUAUUGGUGAAACUCUUUCUUAUGAGUGUACUACUUUUACCAGGAAGGAUAAGUAUAUGGCUCUUGACACAAUUGUGAAGAAUCCUUGA